AAAUUAUCUAUCCAGUGUGAUCAAACUCCAAAUUAUUUCUUUCACAUUUAUUUUCUCUCUUAACUUACACAAACUCAAACAUAAACAAAAUGUUCUUCAUUCAUUCUCUUCACCAUCCCCAAACUAUUUCUUCAUAUUCACACCCCCAAUCACCAAACAUUAUCACCCCAAACCAUUACCCUAACAGAAACGGUUACAUCAAGUUCCGAACUAACUACCGUGAAAAUCUCCGUUACCUAAAAUCGUUAACCAUAAUCAACCCCAACACCAAACCCAGCAAACUCCCACUCCCUGACGCCGUCAACCACAUCCUCACCAUCGUCACAUUCCUCAAAUCUCACUCCUUCUCCGACGCCGACAUCCCCCGUCUCGUCCACUACUCUCCGCAUCUCUUCACCACCGCAGUCUCUCCUACCGACAUCUCCCCUGUCUUCACUUUCCUCACCACCGACCUCCUAGCCACUGUUGAAGACUCUCGCGGCCUCAUCCUCCGUUGUCCUAACCUCCUCUUCAGCGACCCUAACCACUUCCUAAAACCGACUCUCCAAUUCCUCAAGGAAAUCGGAGUUAAUAACCUGAACAAACCAACGAACCGGAAUGCACAUUUGUUGAACACGCGCGUGGAGAAGCUCCGCGUGAGGGUGAGGUUUAUGGAGGAGGUGGUGGGGUUUACGGAGGAGGAAGCAAAGAGAUCGUGUGCAAGGUUGCCGGCCAUAUUGGGAUAUGAUUUGGAGAAUAACUUGUGGCCGAAGUUUGUGUAUUUGGUGAAAGAGAUGGAGAGGGAUUUGGAAGAGUUGAAGAAGUUUCCUCAGUAUUUUGGGUUUAGUUUGGAGAAGAGAAUUGUUCCAAGGCAUUUGCAUUUGAAGGAAAGAGGUGUUAGGAUUCCUUUGAAUAGAAUGUUGAUGUGGGGUGAUGAAAAAUUCUAUGCAAAGUGGAAGUGAAGUCAACUAAGCUACGUUUGAUAUCACUAUGUCAGAAUUACGGUGAUUUAUAGUAAUUUUGUUAAACUUUAGAGUGUAGUUUUUGAAAAAUUACGGCGCGGAGGAUCAUCAUGUUUCUGACAUAUCCGGUAUGAUAUUUGACAUAUCCGGUAUGAUAUUAAACAUAGACUGUGAUUGCAUGUAGUCAAAAUUGAAUGCACUAGUGGAGUGACAAUGUUAAUGAAAAAAAGUAGCAAAGGUUAACCAUCAUCACUCAAUUAUCUAGAAAAGUGGCAACUUAGAAUUUUGUACAAUGAUAGAUGUAAUUACAUAACCUUGAUGAUUAUUACUAUUAUAAAAUAUUGAUAAUUAGGCUUUUCAUUACUAA
Molecule: messenger RNA, 1308 nt
Organism: Trifolium pratense (red clover)
Lineage: Eukaryota; Viridiplantae; Streptophyta; Magnoliopsida; Fabales; Fabaceae
Product: transcription termination factor MTEF1, chloroplastic
Exons: 1
Coding region: 90-941 (283 amino acids)
Biological process (GO): regulation of DNA-templated transcription
Molecular function (GO): double-stranded DNA binding
Source: RefSeq, a predicted model, not a curated record